Molecule: messenger RNA, 3147 nt
Organism: Labrus bergylta (ballan wrasse)
Lineage: Eukaryota; Metazoa; Chordata; Actinopteri; Labriformes; Labridae
Gene: haus3
Product: HAUS augmin-like complex, subunit 3
Biological process (GO): centrosome cycle; spindle assembly
Cellular component (GO): HAUS complex; mitotic spindle; centrosome
Source: RefSeq, a predicted model, not a curated record
ACGUUGUGUUUGCGUGCCGACGUGCAGUCUGUUUGGAUCUAGGCGCGAAAUUAAAACCAAACAGGGCCGACAGCCGGAGUAAAACUUAAACAGGAGGGGCACACAUUGUUGAACCACCAUGUUAGACGGUGGCCAGUUUGUGGAAGCCCUGGGCCGUCUAGGUUAUCCUGGUGCAUCGUCAUUGAAGGGGGCUGAGUUUGACUGGCUGUUUGACUGUGCCCCGGAGAACCUUCACUUCUUGCGUUUCGUCUGUCGGACCCUCAACCGGAGCAAUGUUCUCACCACAGAGGAGGCACAGGCUUUUAAGGAGCUACGGAAAUCCGGAAGGCCAAUUCUGGAUGAAGCAGCCCUGGGCGAGGUCCUGAAGACCAUCGGUCCUUCAGACAGAAGCAGUGCCAACAUAUUAGGGCCCUCUUUUUCAUCCUCAUCCUCAGUGUUUGCAGCAGAAGGGGAUGUGGCCACAGAGGACUUAGAAGCAGAACUUCAGGCUCUGCGUAAAGAGAAAGACCUGAAGCAAAGACGCUAUAACAGGUUGCAGGUUGUAGCCACCUCCCGUGCAGAUGUUGACCUGCGACUUUCAGCAGAGCUUGAGAGUGCUACAUGCAAGCUAAAGGACACCAGUGCUUCCAUCGGAGCUGAGAAUGCUGGCACCAAUGCGCUGUUACAAAACCUUACAGAAGAGGUGUGCAAGCUUGCUUCAUACCUUCCAGGUCUGGAAGCCAAGCAAAAAGGAAAGGGAGAAACUGCAGACGCAUCAAACCUUUGUCUCUCCAAACACCCUGCUGUGCUGAUCUCUCAGAUGUCUUUGGAUCCCUACCUGCAUCAGCAGGAGCUAAACACGAAAACACUCACUGCCUUCACACAGAAGCAUUUCUUUCAGGGGAUCUCUGACAUUGUUGAGACUUCCUGCUCUGAGCGCUUUCAGGUGCUUGACCUCAGUUCUUGUGAAGAUGGAGAAGAGGAAGAAAAGGAGCAUGAGGAUGGAGAGAGGGACGUGAGGGUGGUGGAGCGCAGGAGGACAGAAAUGGCCAGACUUCAGUGGUCUCAUAUUGUGGCUCAGCACCAACUGAUGCAGGCCACAGCUGAGGAGAAAAGUCUCAAAGUUGGACUGGACUGGCUCUCUGAGAAGUCCUCUCAUACUAAGAGCAUCUCAACCUCCUCCUCACUGCAUGUCCGUGAAGUUGUGUCCCGGAAGGAGCUGCAAGCGGUGGAGGCUGAGCUGGAGGCUCUGCUCCAUGGACCUGUACCUGCUGCCCUUAGGGAGUCAGCCAGGCUGCUUAAUGUGCCUGUAGUGAGGGGAGACCUGGACCUGCAAGUUGCAAGACAGGAAUACUACACCUCCAGACAGAAUCAGGUACGUGACUACCUACUCCGCCAGAAGGCCUCCUUUGACCUGGUACACCUGGCUCAGGAGAUGGAGCAUAGGAGGUGGCGGAUGUGUUUUAAGCAGCUGGAAGAUGUUAACAGCAGACUGACAAAAGAAGGUGAAGCUGCAACCCUGAGAAUUGAGUCCCUUGCACACCCUGACCUUGCUAUCAACCCCAGGCCCAACCCUAUCAUCAGCUCCAAGGAUGCAGCCUUCAGCAGACUGCUCCAGAUCCUUGACCAUGAUUCAGACCACAGUCGAUCAGAGCCCUUUCGGACAUAUGAAGCACUGGACCAGGCUGCUCACGACCUUGCAGGAAACCUCCAAGUGACCAGAGAGGCUCUAGCAGGCGCCGGCCGUGAGCAACACUACACAGCUGCUCGACUCUACAACGACUGUGAGGCGCUCCACAGGGCCAUGUACACCGAGCUCCAGCAGCUGGUCUUAAGGCCGCAGGUACGUCAAACGGCCUCCACUGACCAGGAGCAGCUCUGUCCCAAUGCACAGGAGCUAACCUCAAAACUUGUGGAAGCAGAGUCCCAGCUCCAGAGUUUGCAGCAUGUAAUGCAAGAAAUCAUGGGGGAAGUCAAAUCUAAGCGUUCCCAGCUGGAGCGCAAUGCCCUCCUCAGGCGGGAGAGGGAUUUAUAUGUCUACUUCCACUUGGAUGCACGGCUACUGCAGAAAAUAGUGGAGGAUGUGGAGGGCAAAAUGACUGCAAAGAAAGGGCAGCAGUAAAAAAAAAAAAAAAAAAAAACCUGCCAGAAUGAGUGAGGAGAGUGUAUCAUCAGCUCAAAAACAAUGAACAGUGACACGCAGACACAAAUUCAAGAUUCAUCUCCUGACUCUGUAUUGACUCAUUGGGAAAACACUCAACCUGGGAAAAGCGUAUUCAUAUAAGGAUUGAGAUUUUGUUCUGAAUUUGUUUAAUUGAACUAUUAAGAGAUUAAUUGUUGAAUUCAGUGUAUUAUUCUGACUUGUGACGCUCCUAAAUAUAAUAUUUUAAUUUUUAAUUUUAAUUUUAAUGUUUUUACUUCAAGCCUUCUGAUUAAUAAAGUAAAAUGUUUUGUUAAUGGAUAUUUAAGUUGUGAAAGUUUUUUUUUAUUUUAUUUUUUUAAAUUGUUGAAUUCUAUUUCAGGAGGGAGAUUAAUCUGCUGUGCACGAGACCCUAGUGAAUAAGCUUCAGCACAUAAUUGGAUGUCUCUGUGUAACUGACCUGACUCUCCCCUUUGCCCUGUUUAGGUCAUAUAGAGCUGAACAGUCAAAGAUCGUCAGAUGAUCACAAAGAGUAGACAGGCAUUCAGACAGAGAGGAGAUGGAAGAGUUUAGCAGCAGGUUGUACUCAGGACCUCUGUCUCAGGCGGCACAGAAGAUCCUGGCUGUUCUGCGGACCCAGAGUCUACAUGAGGCCAGACCCUUCCACAGCGUCUCCUCAAAUCACAGACAAAGGCAGUCAGGGCGUAAGCAUUGAAGUACUCCAGUUUAGAUGAUUCAGUAUUAACCCCUGACAGCAAAGAUUAGGAACUCUUGUGUGUCAAUUGAUUCAUUUGCCUUAUUACUUAUAAGAUAGUCCUUCUGUAACUAUUUUACUGACAUGAUGGAAACAGUAGGAAGACACUGUUGUAGCUAAGAAAUAUUUGAGGAGAUUUUAACAUUUAUAUCUCUGCAGCAACAAUUAGUAACAUUUGUUUCUGUAGAUAUGAAGAAUCAACAUGAUAUGCCCUACUAUUUUAUCAAGCCUGGUUUUUACAGAGUAAACCUGUAAAAUAAAAAUAACCACUUCA